GCAGCCCAAAAACACAAGGAAAAAACAAAAAUCCAGUAGAAUACAUUGAAUGUUGUAGGAGUACGAAUUUAACGACUUUUCGAAAUAUUUUUAGCACUCCAACUUGGUAGGCGGGUCCUUUGCUGUAGAGGUGCACACGAAUGUUUUAGUCACUUUGAGAAGGGAUUUCAUUGAGACUAGUCGACUUCAUCUUUCUGCUUACAAAUAUUAUUUUCGUGUUCGUUAAAAAAAAUUGAAAAAUCAAACAACGAUGAAGGGCGAAAAAAUUGUGGACGAUGAACGUGAGCGUGGAAAGCCGGGCUUGUCGAAGAGUUCCAUGCGAUCGCAGCGAAACGAUGUGAAACACGUCGACAAGAAGCUGAGGGAGAUCAAGGACCAAAAGGCUCACUUUAACGAAAUGACGGGCAGCUUGGAAAGUCUCGUAACGCCAGUUAAUUCAAAAACUUUGACAAAAAGUGAAAAGAAGCAGGACAGUCCUGAUAAACAGGCCCUCAUCGAAGACGAUCUGCAAUCUAGUUCUCCGGUAAAGAUCAUCCAAUCGGCAUCAGCGGUAGCACAGCCGGAGAAGGAGGUAGCAACUGAGGAAAUAAGCAUCGAUCCGGUUGCAAAUAUGUUCGUAAUGCAACCGGAUGGCUCUCAUGAAUGCUAUACCGGGGUCUCGCCGAUUACCGAGAACGAGCCUGCCGUGCAUGAGAUUCGUAUCGACGAUGGGGAUCUCGUCAUCUUGACCGGCGGGAACGGCGAGAUCGUGUACCAUCCGGAGGAUACCGUUGCUAUAGACAUUAACGAUUCACGUGUUUUCGUCGUUGACGCACAGGAAAGUGGCGAUUCCUUUGUUCAGGCAACUGAGAGUCACGAGGACUUGGACAUCGAUAGUAUUAUACAGUUUUUGCCGGAGGAACAAGACACUACAACCAUGGAGAUUGACGGAGGAGUCCAGUUGGAAAGUUGUGCGGAUGAUACAGAUACGGCUCAACUGCCAAGUUGUGCAGUAAUUCAAGAAGAACCUGACCAAGAAAUUUCGGUGGAGCGUCAUAAAAUCAUUCAGCCACCAGAAGUUCGUAGUGAAAUGGUUGAGUUGCCAAAUCUUGUGGAGGACGACACUUCCCAGUCAAUUGGAUGAGUCAACGAAGCCUGGAGAUAACUAAUGUGAUGUCUAGAAAUUGUUUCAAUUUUUUAAACUAAAGCCAAUCUCCAAUCCAACAAAUAAACGACAUUGUACAAAAUAGGGUUCAGAAUGAUAAGAAUCGACACAGUCAAUCCUUAAGCUGUGUCUCGGAACUCGAGAACCAGUUGGUCACAAAGCAGAGGAGU
Drosophila suzukii is the source of this 1314-nucleotide messenger RNA. RefSeq lists its product as uncharacterized. The record is from RefSeq and is a predicted model, not a curated record. NCBI's taxonomy places the organism in Eukaryota, Metazoa, Arthropoda, Insecta, Diptera, Drosophilidae.